AUGUCGAAACGAAGCAGCGCCGUCAAUACGGGCCUCGACGAGAGGGCUGGAAGCACAAGUGCCCUCGGCUCCCACGAGCGCGUCGUCGACAAGCAAAAGAUGCUGCUCUCGGCCGAUGUCGGCCAUUUUUCCCUCGUGCGAGCCAUGCACUUGGCUGAUCUCAUCACACUCAUGAAUGGCUUCUGCGGCGUCAUGUCCAUCUUCUCGUCUCUGCGGUACUGUCUCGGCGACCCGAACGAGCACGCCAACGUGUGGAUCGCGCUGGCUUUCUUGCCUUUCGGCUUGUUCUUUGACUUUUUCGAUGGCAGGGUGGCACGAUGGAGGCAUAAGAGCAGCCUCAUGGGACAGGAGCUGGACUCUCUCGCUGAUUUGAUUUCAUUCGGCGUUGCACCCGCCGCUGUAGCGUUUACCAUCGGCCUACGUUCCCUCGUCGACACUGCGGCGCUCGCCUUCUUCGUUCUUUGCGGCCUCACCCGUCUCGCCCGAUUCAACGUCACGGCCGCCGUGCUACCCAAGGAUGCAUCUGGCAAGAGCCAGUACUUCGAGGGCACCCCCAUCCCUACGUCGCUCGGCGUCGAUGCAAUCAUGGCGUACUGGCUGUACAACGGCUCCGUCCUCGACCACCUUCCUCUCGGUGUCUGGUUGGAGGGGUCGGUCUUGGAGUUUCACCCUGUCGCCCUCAUUUUCGUUCUACACGGGUGUAUGAUGACGAGCCGAACCAUUCGCAUCCCGAAACCUUGA
Drechmeria coniospora is the source of this 741-nucleotide messenger RNA. RefSeq lists its product as uncharacterized. The coding region runs from base 1 to 741 and encodes 246 amino acids. Gene Ontology annotation, cellular component: membrane. Gene Ontology annotation, molecular function: phosphotransferase activity, for other substituted phosphate groups. The transcript is spliced from 4 exons. The record is from RefSeq and is a predicted model, not a curated record. Gene Ontology annotation, biological process: phospholipid biosynthetic process. Lineage: Eukaryota; Fungi; Ascomycota; Sordariomycetes; Hypocreales; Ophiocordycipitaceae.